UGUGAUUGGAUGGUCAGAGUGGAGCGUAGACGACCGUUGCGUAGACGACCGGGCGACGAUCCUGACGUCACAUUCGGUUCAAAAUGGCGGCGUUGAGAUCGCUGUGGGAUCGGACUGUGUGGAGGAGUUCGUCUCUUAACUGGCAGAGUCUUGCAGGAAGCAGAGUAGAGCUUGUCACUUGGCAGGUCUGGAUUAGGCAGAAAUUCACGAAGUCAAGAAUUCCUGACUGGGUAUUUCAGCCACGACCUGGUGAUCAUGAAAAAUACGGAGGCGAUCCAGAGCAGCCUCAUAAAUUACACCUCGUAACCAGGAUUAAAAGUGGUAGAAGGCGCCCCUAUUGGGAAAAGGAUAUGAUUAGAGUUCUUGGAUUGGGAAGGAGAUAUGAACCCAGAGUGCACAAAAACAUCCCUUCUGUGAAUGACCAAUUGAAAGUCAUCAAGCACCUAAUACGCAUACAGCCAUUAAAGCUGCCCCAUGGAAUUCCAACCGAAGAGGAAAUGGCUGAUACAUACUUUAACAGUAGCACAGGUGAACUAAUCAUUCGUCGUCGUCUCAAACCAGUGGAACAGAAAGCAAUCGAUUCUUCUUAAUGUGUACUGACCUCUUAUACAAUAAAUAUAAUGUUAAACCACAA
Molecule: messenger RNA, 634 nt
Organism: Anolis carolinensis (green anole)
Lineage: Eukaryota; Metazoa; Chordata; Lepidosauria; Squamata; Anolidae
Gene: mrpl30
Product: mitochondrial ribosomal protein L30
Exons: 5
Coding region: 84-590 (168 amino acids)
Biological process (GO): translation
Cellular component (GO): mitochondrion; large ribosomal subunit
Molecular function (GO): structural constituent of ribosome
Source: RefSeq, a predicted model, not a curated record